Eurytemora carolleeae is the source of this 1028-nucleotide messenger RNA. Its product is annotated as ran-specific GTPase-activating protein. Gene Ontology annotation, molecular function: GTPase activator activity. The coding region runs from base 10 to 849 and encodes 279 amino acids. The transcript has 7 exons. Lineage: Eukaryota; Metazoa; Arthropoda; Copepoda; Calanoida; Temoridae. Gene Ontology annotation, biological process: nucleocytoplasmic transport. Gene Ontology annotation, cellular component: nuclear pore; cytoplasm. The record is from RefSeq and is a predicted model, not a curated record.
CAGACAAAAAUGCCUGAUUCUGCUGGAGUAAGUCCUAGUAAAAUGGAUAAACCGGCUGCAGAGGACCCAACUGUAGAUCCAGAGGACGCUAAGCACGAAGAGGACACUAGCGAGGACAAGAACAAUGACUCUGUGUGCAGCAUUGACCCGUACUACCCGCCAAUCAUCUACUUGCCGGAGAUUGUCGUCAAUUCAGGAGAGGAUGAGGAGGAGGAGAUGAUAAAGAUCAGGGCAAAGCUCUACAGGUAUGCACAUGAAUGUGAUCCUCCUGAAUGGAAGGAGCGGGGAACUGGAGAUAUCCGGAUACUCAAGCAUAUUGAGAAAAACACUUGCAGAAUUGUCAUGAGACGUGAGAAGACUCUGAAACUGUGUGCAAACCAUUUUAUUGUUCCCUGGAUGGAGUUGAAACCUAACUCGGGCUCUGAUAAAGCCUGGGUCUGGAAAACCCAGGCUGAUUGUGCAGACGAGGAAUCUAAACCAGAAACCCUGGCUGCCAGGUUCUCUAACCCAGAAAAAGCAAAACUUUGGGAGAAGGCAUUCGAAAAGGCUCGAAAGUAUGUUCUUGAAUCUGAGGCAGCUGAAAUAUUAAAGCAGGAGGGUCGAGGUAUUCUCGGCGGAGUGGCGGAGAGCUCACAGGCGGACGGUCGAGGUAUUCUCGGCGGAGGGGCGGAGAGCUCACAGGCAGGGGACACAUCACAGAAGGAAGAGGACAAGGAGAAUGACGAGCCAGCUAAUGUUGACGCUAAACCGGUUGUUGAUGACGCUAAACCGGAAGUUGUUGAAAAACUAAACGAAGAGAGCGGAACCAAUGACGCGCUAACUGAAAAAUUGAAUGAUCUUGCUGUAUAAAACUUUACUCUUGCCUUUCAACAAUUUAAACCUCAUGUAACUAAUACGCUUACUAGUUAAACUGCCACUGUAAUGUUUACGAUAAUAGAUUGAUCUCAAAUAUUUUCCCUUAAAUAAAACCUACAAUUUGUAAUUUAUAACUAAGAAUAAUAAUAUAUUUUUAUGUUUUUAUUUUUCAG